AUGCAAACUACUUCAAAAGAAGCUCGAAUCAAUUUAGCUAUUGAGGCUAUUUAUGAAAAAGGGUUUAGUCCUCGAAUAAGUGAUAUGGAAGAUAUGGCGAAUUAUAUACUCGAAACACAGGGUGCGAAGAAGGUUGGAAAGCUCUGGGCUCAUCGUUUUGUGAAACAAUAUACAGAAUUAAAGAUAUGUUUUAAUCGUGUUUAUGAUUUUCAAAAAGCUCUCUACGAAGAUUCAGAGCUUAUUGAAAGAUAG
This is a messenger RNA of Sclerotinia sclerotiorum 1980 UF-70, 252 nucleotides long. RefSeq lists its product as hypothetical. The coding region runs from base 1 to 252 and encodes 83 amino acids. The transcript has 2 exons. Lineage: Eukaryota; Fungi; Ascomycota; Leotiomycetes; Helotiales; Sclerotiniaceae. The record is from RefSeq and is a predicted model, not a curated record.